Castor canadensis (American beaver) is the source of this 508-nucleotide messenger RNA. NCBI's taxonomy places the organism in Eukaryota, Metazoa, Chordata, Mammalia, Rodentia, Castoridae. The record is from RefSeq and is a predicted model, not a curated record.
UGAAGGCGAAAUUCGAUUUAACUUAAUGGCCAUUGUGUCUGACAGAAAGAUGAUAUAUGAGCAGAAGAUAGCAGAGUUACAAAGACAGCUUGCAGAGGAGGAACCCAUGGAUACAGAUCAGGGAAGUAAUAUGUUAAGUGCUAUUCAGUCAGAAGUUGCCAAAAACCAGAUGCUUAUUGAAGAAGAAGUGCAAAAAUUAAAGAGAUACAAGAUUGAAAAUAUCAGAAGGAAGCAUAAUUAUCUGCCUUUCAUUAUGGAAUUGUUAAAGACUUUAGCAGAACACCAGCAGUUAAUACCACUCGUAGAAAAGCUCGUGAUAUCUUUGGAGAAAGGAAUACAUAAGCAGGUACAGUACUGUGCUGAGUGAUGUUCUGAUGAGUGCCAGCAUGAAGUCACGCUGAAGAUCCUGGGCACACACAGGAGUGGCUCCCAAAUAACUCUACAGCCUCUUAGCAUUUCACUUUCACAAAAUUAAGUCUGUGGUUAGAAUGAGCUGCUUCAUCUGCUU